AUGGCACAAGCUCCCGAUUCCAGGUUUGAUAAAUUGGAAGCUGCAUAUUCCGGAUUGAUUAAGGAUCUUGAAUCACAUCAAAGAAAUGCAGAGAGACUAUCGCAGCUAGUUACGUCAAAUAUAGCAACACAUGAGAAGGGAAUGAGUUCAGGGUCGUACAAUCCUAAUGGGCACACAACGAACCAGGUGAAAAUAGACUUUCCAAAAUUUGAUGGGACUGAUCCUGAGAACUGGUUAUUCAGAGCUGAGCAAUAUUUCGCCUAUUAUCACACUCCUGACCCCACCGUCUUAAGAGGAAUAUGGGCUGUUGCUGUUAGAACAACCCAGAGCAAAGCUAUUCAAGCUAAUGCAAACCCAGUCAGUAGAGGAAUAUUGCCGACAGUUCUUGACGCUUGCGAAUCUACAGAGGGCGUUUUAGAUGAUGCUCUCUUAGACUGCUUUAUAGGAGGAUUGAAACCGGAAAUCCGAAGAGAAGUGAUCUCUCGACAUCCACCAAAUUUACAGAAGGCUAUGGAGAUUGCAAAAUUAUUUGAUAAUUUUGAUGCUCUGGCUGUGCCUGUAAGGAAUCGCUCGACCAACUCUACUACGCCUGGGACUACCAAAAUUGUGAGUCAAUCAUCGAGCAGAUUAGGACUCAAGAGCAACCUUCCUCCACUAUUACCAACCCCAAACAUGAAACCCAUAACUCUUGUCAAGAAAAUGACGCCGGCCGAAAUGUUGAUCAGAAGGGAAAAGGGAUUGUGUUAUACUUGCGAUGCCAAGUUUACCCCAGGACACAAAUGCCCUAACAAACAGUACAUGCUCAUUGAGUAUGAGGAAAGCGAAGAAAACACUGAGGUAGGGGUCGAACAACACCAGACAGCAACAGUAGAGAACGAGCCAAUAUCCAUACAUCACUUAUCUCUACCUGCUUACCAUGGGUCUCCAGGUAAGGCUACUAUUCGUUUCACUGGGAUGAUAAAUGGAACUGAGGUACAAAUUUUGCUGGAUGGGGGAAGCUCUGAUAGUUUUAUUCACCCCCGAAUCGCUCAGUUUUUGAAACUUCCAAUAGAGCCAACUAGAAAUGUGAGAGUCAUGAUUGGUGAUGGGAACGCUAUGAAAGGUGAGGGCAUAGUCAAAAAGGUCACAAUACACGUACAAGGAUACCCACUAGAAUUCCCAGCCUUUGUACUAGCAAUUGCUGGGUCAGACAUUGUUAUUGGGGCAUCAUGGCUUGCAACACUAGGACCACAUGUAGCAAAUUAUGAGAUUGGAAAUGCUUAUAUCAAAUUCUACCUGGGUAGUGAUUUUAUUACCUUGAGGGGUACACACAAGGCAGUGGUAUACCAUGCUACUUAUAAUCAUUUCCAGAGGCUGAUACACACUGACACUGUGGCGGAAUGCUAUUUCCUACAGAUGGAGCAAAUAGAAGCAGGGCAAGAGGGUGAUACUGUUGAUGAGGUUAUGGGUACCGAGAUGCAAGCAGUUCUGGACAAAUAUCAAAGCAUAUUUGAGAAACCUCACGGGUUACCACCUCCACGAGAGAGGGAUCACAGAAUUUUGCUUAAAGAAGGGACUGAGCCAGUUAAGGUCCGCCUUUACCGAUACCCCUUCAGUCAGAAGACUAAGAUUGAAAAGCUUGUGAAUGACUUACUGGUAGAAGGGUUUAUACAACCCAGCACUAGUCCAUUUUCUGCCCCAGUCAUUCUAGUGAGGAAGAAAGAUGGAACGUGGUGA
Messenger RNA from Neltuma alba, 1716 nucleotides. RefSeq lists its product as uncharacterized. The coding region runs from base 1 to 1716 and encodes 571 amino acids. NCBI's taxonomy places the organism in Eukaryota, Viridiplantae, Streptophyta, Magnoliopsida, Fabales, Fabaceae. The record is from RefSeq and is a predicted model, not a curated record. The transcript is spliced from 2 exons.